Myotis brandtii (Brandt's bat) is the source of this 8232-nucleotide messenger RNA. Its product is annotated as striated muscle-specific serine/threonine-protein kinase-like. The record is from RefSeq and is a predicted model, not a curated record. The transcript is spliced from 40 exons. Gene Ontology annotation, molecular function: protein binding; protein kinase activity; ATP binding. Gene Ontology annotation, biological process: protein phosphorylation. Lineage: Eukaryota; Metazoa; Chordata; Mammalia; Chiroptera; Vespertilionidae. The coding region runs from base 610 to 7374 and encodes 2254 amino acids.
GGGCCUGUGGGCGCUGCUGUGCCCCAGGCGCUGGAGAAGAGCAGGGCGGGGCCUGAGGCCGAGAAGAGGCCGCGCCGAGGGCCAGAGGAGGAUGGUCCCUGGGGGGCCUGGGACCGCAGAGGGACUCGCAGCCAGGGCAGAGGUCGCAGGGCCCGGCCCACUUCGCCUGAGCUUGAGUCUUCGGACGACUCUUACGUGUCUGCUGGAGAAGAGCCCCUGGAGGCCCCUGUGUUUGAGAUCCCCUUGCAGGACGCGGUGGUGGCCCCAGGGGCGGAUGUGCUGCUCAAGUGUAUCAUCACCGCCAACCCCUCGCCCCAAGUGUCCUGGCAGAAGGAUGGGUCCACGCUGCGCAGUGAUGGCCACCUUCUCAUCCGGGCGGAGGGCGAGCGGCACACCCUGCUGCUUCGGGAGGCCCGGUCGGCUGAUGCUGGGAACUACACGGCCAUCGCUACCAAUGAGCUGGGCCAGGCCAGCUGCGCUGCCACGCUGGCUGUGAGACCUGGUGGGUCCACAUCCCCUUUCAGCAGCCCCAUCACCUCUGACGAGGAGUACCUGAGCCCCCCAGAGGAGUUCCCGGAGCCUGGGGAGACCUGGCCCCAACCCCCCACCAUGAAGCUCAGUCCCAGCCAGAACCGCCGCUCCUCAGAUGCUGGCUCCAAGGCGCCCCCCACCUUCAAGGUCUCCCUUAUGGACCAGUCAGUAAGAGAAGGCCAAGAUGUUACCAUGAGCAUCCGUGUGCAGGGGGAGCCCAAGCCAGUGGUCUCCUGGCUGAGAAACCGCCAGCCCGUGCGCCCAGACAAGCGGCGCUUCGCGGAGGAGGCAGAGGGUGGGCUGUGCCGGCUGCGGAUCCUGGCCGCUGAGCGGGGUGACGCUGGCUUCUACACUUGCAAAGCAGUUAACGAGUAUGGCGCUCGGCAGUGCGAGGCCCGCCUGGAGGUCCGAGCACACCCUGAGAGCCGGUCCCUGGCCGUGCUGGCCCCCCUGCAGGACGUGGACGUGGGGGCCGGGGAAAUGGCGCUGUUUGAGUGCCUGGUGGCGGGUCCUGCGGACGUGGAGGUGGACUGGCUGUGCCGUGGCCGCCUGCUGCAGCCCGCGCUGCUCAAAUGCAAGAUGCAUUUCGAUGGUCGGAAAUGCAAGCUGCUGCUCACCUCCGUGCAUGAGGACGACAGUGGCGUCUACACCUGCAAGCUCAGCACGGCCAAAGAUGAGCUGACCUGCAGCGCCCGGCUGACGGUGCGGCCCUCACUGGCGCCCUUGUUCACACGGAUGCUGGAGGAUUUGGAGGUGCUGGAAGGCCGCACGGCCCGCUUCGACUGCAAGAUCAGUGGCACCCCACCCCCCUCCGUGACCUGGACUCAUUUUGGCCGCGCCGUAGAGGAGAGUGAGAACUUGCGUCUGCGGCAGGAUGGGGGGCUACACUCGCUACACAUUGCCCAUGUGGGCAGUGAAGAUGAGGGGCUCUACGCAGUCAGUGCCACCAACACCCACGGCCAGGCCCACUGCUCGGCCCAGCUCUACGUGGAGGAGCCUCGGACAGCCGCCACUGGCCCCAGCUCGAAGCUGGAGAAGAUGCCAUCCAUCCCUGAGGAGCCAGAGCAUGGUGAGCUGGAGCGGCUGUCCAUGCCCGACUUCCUGCGGCCGCUGCAGGACCUGGAAGUGGGACUGGCCAAGGAGGCCAUGCUGGAGUGCCAGGUGACUGGCCUGCCCUACCCCACCAUCAGCUGGUUCCACAAUGGCCACCGUAUCCAGAGCAGUGAUGACCGGCGCAUGAUGCAGUACAGGGAUGUCCAUCGAUUGGUGUUCCCUGCUGUGGGGCCUCAGCAUGCUGGUGUCUACAAGAGUGUCAUCGCCAACAAGCUGGGCAAAGCUGCCUGUUAUGCCCACCUCUAUGUCACAGAUGUGGUUCCAGGCCCCCCAGAUGGUGCCCCACAGGUGGUGGCUGUGACUGGGAGGAUGAUCACCCUCACAUGGAACCCCCCCAGGAGUCUGGACAUGGCCAUCGACCCGGACGCCCUGACCUACACCGUGCAGCACCAGGUGCUGGGCUCAGACCAGUGGACAGCGCUGGCCACGGGCCUGCGGGAGCCUGGAUGGUCAGCCACAGGGCUGCGUAAGGGGGUUCGGCACAUUUUCCGGGUCCUCAGUGCCACCAUCAAGAGCAGCAGCAAACCAUCACCCCCUUCUGAGCCUGUGCAGCUGCUGGAGCGAGGCCCACCCCUGGAGGAGGCGCCCGCUGUGCUGGACAAGCCAGACAUCGUGUAUGUGGUGGAGGGACAGCCUGCCAGUGUCACCGUCACCUUCAACCACGUGGAGGCCCAGGUCGUCUGGAGGAGCUGCCGAGGGGCCCUCCUAGAGGCGCGGGCAGGGGUGUACGAGUUGAGUCAGCCAGAUGACGACCAGUACUGUCUUCGGAUCUGCCGGGUUAGCCGCCGGGACAUGGGGCCCAUCACCUGCACUGCCCGCAACCGUCACGGCACACAGGCCUGUUCGGUCACACUGGAACUGGCAGAGGCCCCUCGAUUUGAGUCCAUCAUGGAGGACGUGGAGGUGGGGGCUGGGGAAACCGCUCGCUUCGCUGUGGUGGUUGAGGGGAAACCACUGCCGGACGUCAUGUGGUACAAGGAUGAGGUGCUGCUGACUGAGAGCAGCCACCUGAGCUUCGUGUAUGAGGAGAACGAGUGCUCCCUGGUGGUGCUCAGCACGGGCGCCCAGGACGGAGGCGUCUACACCUGCACUGCCCGGAACCUGGCUGGAGAAGUCUUCUGCAAAGCAGAGUUGGCCGUGCGUUCAGCUCAGACAGCUAUGGAGGUAGACGGGGCCCGGGAAGACGAGGAACAGCGAGGAAAGAGACUCAGCGACUUUUAUGACAUCCACCAGGAGAUCGGCAGGGGUGCCUUCUCCUACCUGCGGCGUGUGGUGGAGCGUAGCUCUGGCCUGGAGUUUGCAGCCAAGUUCAUCCCCAGCCAGGCCAAGCCAAAGGCAUCAGCGUGGCGGGAGGCUCGGCUACUAGCCCGGCUCCAGCACGACUGUGUCCUCUACUUCCAUGAGGCCUUCGAGAGGCGUCGGGGGCUGGUCAUUGUCACCGAGCUCUGCACAGAGGAGCUGCUGGAGCGAAUGGCUAGGAAGCCCACCGUGUGUGAGUCUGAGAUCCGGGCCUACAUGCUACAGGUGCUCGAGGGGAUAUGCUAUCUGCACCAGAACCAUGUGCUGCACCUGGAUGUCAAGCCUGAGAACCUGCUGGUGUGGGAUGGUGCAGAGGGUGAAGAGCAGGUGAGGAUCUGUGACUUCGGGAACGCCCAGGAGGUGACUCCGGGAGAGCCCCAGUACUGCCAAUACGGCACACCUGAGUUCGUGGCACCCGAGAUUGUCAACCAGACCCCUGUAUCUGGAGUCACUGACAUCUGGCCCGUGGGCGUCGUUGCCUUCCUCUGCCUGACGGGAAUCUCCCCUUUUGUUGGGGAAAACGAUCGGACAACAUUAAUGAACAUCCGAAACUACAAUGUGGCCUUUGAGGAGAACACGUUCCUGAGCCUGAGCAGGGAGGCCCGGGGCUUCCUCAUCAAAGUGCUGGUGCAGGACCGGCUGAGGCCUACUGCAGAGGAGACCCUAGAACAUCCUUGGUUCAAAACACAGGCAAAGGGCGCAGAGGUGAGCACGGAUCACCUGAAGCUAUUCCUCUCCCGGAGGAGGUGGCAGCGCUCCCAGAUCAGCUACAAGUGCCACCUGGUACUGCGCCCCAUCCCUGAGCUGCUGCGGGCACCCCCCGAGCGGGUGUGGGUGGCUGUGCCCAGAAGACCACCACCCAGCGGGGGGCUCUCGUCCUCCUCUGACUCUGAAGAGGAGGAGCUGGAGGAGCUACCCUCAGUGCCCCGACCACUGCAGCCUGAGUUCUCGGGCUCUCGAGUGUCCCUCACCGACAUUCCCACUGAGGAUGAGGCCCUGGGGACCCCGGAGGCUGGGGUUGCCACCCCUAUGGAGUGGCAGGAGCAGGGAAGGGCCACCUCUCAGGACCAGAAGGCCCCAAGCCCUCCUGCCCACCCCUCCCCAGGCCAGGAGCCCCCAGCUGGGCCCAGCCCCAAGACCCGGGGAGGCCUGGGUGAGGGUGAGUAUGCCCAGAGGCUUCAGGCCCUGCGCCAGCGGCUGCUGCGGGGAGGCCCUGAGGAUGGCAAGGUCAGUGGCCUCAGGGGUCCCUUGCUAGAGAGCCUGGGGGGCCGUGCCCGGGACCCCCGGCUGGCACGGGCUGCCUCCAGCGAAGCAGCACCCCACCACCAGCCUCCACCAGAGACUCGGGGCCUGCAGAAGAGCAGUAGCUUCUCGCAGGGUGAGGCAGAACCCCGGGGCCGGCACCGCCGAGCCGGGGCGCCCCUUGAGAUCCCUGUGGCCCGACUUGGGGCCCGCAAACUACAGGAGUCUCCCUCCUUGUCUGCCCUCAGUGAGACCCAGCCCCCCAGCCCUGUGCGGCCCAGCGCCCCGAAAGCCAGUGCCCGCAAACCCAGUGCCCCCAAGUCUUCAGAACCUCCUGCCACCAAACCCAGUGAUGCUUCUCAGCCCUUGGCAUCCCAGCCUGCCCAAGAGAAGGCCCGGGAGUUCAAGGCAGAACCAGUCCCAGCCCCCAAACCGACACAGCCUCCCGUGGCCCUGCAAACCCCAGCGCCCCCCCUCACACCCUAUGCCCAGAUCAUUCAGUCGUUGCAGCUGGCGGGCCACACGCAAGGCCCUCCCCAGGGCCCGGCCACACCUCCAACAGAGCCCAAGUCCCACCCCGCGGUGUUCGCCAGGGUGGCCUCCCCACCCCCGGGAGCCUCUACCAAGAUCAUGCCUGCAGCCUCGGCUCCCCCAGCACCUGCCGAGAAAGCCCGGGUCCCCACGGUGCCCCGCAGGCCGGGCAGCAGUCUCAGCAGCAGCAUCGAGAACCUGGAGUCCGAGGCCGUGUUCGAGGCCAAGUUCAAGCGCAGCCGUGAGUCGCCCCUGGCACGGGGGCUGCGAAUGCUUAGCCGCUCGCGCUCGGAGGAGCGCGGCUUUGGACGGCUACGCAGGGCCACUUCCGAAGGCGAGAGUCUGCGGCGCCUCGGUCUCCCACACAACCAGCUGGCCGCCCAGGCCGGCGCCACCACACCUUCCGAGGAGUCCCUGGGCUCCGAGGCCAGCGCCACGUCGGGCGGCUCAGCCCCUGGGGAAAGCCGGAGCCGGCUGCGCUGGGGCCUCUCUCGGCUGAGGAAAGACAAGGGCUCGUCACAGCCAAACCUCUCUGCCAGCGUCCAGGAGGAUUUGGGUCACCAGUAUGUGCCCAGUGAAUCAGACUUCCCCCCAGUCUUCCACAUCAAACUCAAGGACCAGGUGCUGCUGGAGGGAGAGGCAGCUACCCUGCUCUGCCUGCCAGCAGCCUGCCCUGCACCCCGCAUCUCCUGGAAGAAAGACAAGCAGUCCCUGCGGUCAGAGCCCUCAGUGGUCAUCGUGUCGUGCAAAGAUGGACGGCAGCUGCUGAGCAUCCCCCGGGCGGGCAAGCGGCACGCGGGGCUCUAUGAGUGCUCAGCCACCAAUGUCCUGGGCAGUGUCACCAGCUCCUGUACCGUGGCUGUGGCCCGUGUCCCAGGGAAGCUAGCCCCUCCCGAGGUACCCCAGACCUACCAAGACACGGCGCUGGUGCUCUGGAAGCCAGGAGACAGCCGGGCACCCUGCACGUACACGCUGGAGCGGCGGGUGGACGGGGAGUCUUCCUGGCACCCAGUGAGCUCAGGCAUCCUCGACUGUUACUACAAUGUGACCCACCUACCAAUCGGCGUGACUGUGAGGUUCCGUGUGGCCUGUGCCAACCGUGCAGGACAAGGGCCUUUCAGCAACCCUUCUGAGAAGGUCCUCGUCAGGGGCACGCAAGAUUCCUCAGCUCUGCUACCUGCUGCUCACCGAGACACCCUUGUUACCUCAGGGCCAGCCAGGGCCCCGCCUCCGGACUCUCCUACCUCACUGGCCCCAUCCCCGACCACUGCUGCAGCUCCUGGUCCCCCAGGCCCCCAGUCAGCUGCUCUCAGCCCUUCAUCUCCCCCAACACCCCCCAGCCAGGCCUUGUCCUCACUCAAGGCUGUGGGUCCACCACCCCAAACCCCCCCACGAAAGCACAGAGGCCUGCAGGCUGCCCGGCAAGCAGAGCCCUCCCCACCCAGUGCCCAGGUCACCCCAAGUAAACCCAGGUCUUCCGUCCCUAACACUGGGACCCCGACCCCAGCCUCCACUCCUCAAGGGGUUAAACCAGCGUCUUCCUCUACUCCCCUGUAUAUGGUGACGUCCUUUGUGUCUGCACCACCAGCCCCUGAGCCCCCAGCCCCCGAGCCCCCUCCUGAGUCCACCAAAGUAACUGUUCAGACCCUCAGUUCAGCCAAGGAGAUGACCAGCUCCCCUGGCGGCAGUCCCCGCAGCUCUCCGGGGCCGGAGGGCACCUCUCUUCGACAGGGCCCCCCUCAGAAACCCUACACCUUCCUGGAGGAGAAGGCCAGGGGGCGCUUUGGUGUAGUGCGUGCAUGCCGGGAGAAUGCCACCGGGCGGACGUUUGUGGCCAAGAUCGUGCCCUAUGCAGCUGAGGGCAAGCGGCGAGUCCUGCAGGAGUAUGAAGUGUUGCGAACGCUGCACCACGAGCGGCUCAUGUCCCUGCAUGAGGCCUACAUCACCCCACGUUACCUUGUGCUCAUCGCUGAGAGCUGUGGCAACCGGGAGCUCCUCUGUGGGCUCAGUGACAGGUUCCGAUAUUCAGAGGAUGAUGUGGCCACCUAUGUGGUGCAGCUGCUACAAGGCCUGGACUACCUCCACGGCCGUCACGUGCUGCACCUGGACAUCAAGCCAGACAACCUGCUGCUGGCCUCUGACAACGCCCUCAAGAUCGUGGACUUCGGCAGUGCCCAGCCCUACAACCCCCAGGCCCUGCGGCCCCUUGGCCACCGCACGGGCACACUGGAGUUCAUGGCUCCUGAGAUGGUGAAGGGAGACCCCAUCGGCUCCGCCACAGACAUCUGGGGUGCGGGGGUGCUCACUUACAUCAUGCUCAGUGGACACUCUCCGUUCUAUGAGCCAGACCCCCAGGAAACAGAGGCUCGUAUUGUGGGGGGCCGCUUUGAUGCCUUCCAGUUGUACCCCAACACCUCCCAAAGCGCCACCCUCUUCUUGCGAAAGGUCCUCUCAGUACACCCCUGGAGCCGGCCCUCUCUGCAGGACUGCCUGGCCCACCCGUGGCUGCAGGACGCUUACCUGAUGAAGCUGCGCCGCCAGACGCUCACCUUCACCACCAACCGGCUCAAGGAGUUCCUGGGUGAGCAGCGGCGUCGCAGGGCCGAGGCCGCCACCCGUCACAAGGUGCUGCUCCGCUCCUACCCAGGCAGCUCCUAGUGGCUCGGACCACAGCCUGGCCCCGGGAUUCCACUCGGGGCUCCCGCUGAUGCUGCGGGACAUUCCAGGGCCCACGCUGAACUGGGUGGAUUCAGGGCUUCGGACACCACCAGCAGAAAAAUCCAGCCGGGCUGUUACCUCAUGGACCUGCGGGGACAGAGGCCCCGGUUUCGGGGGCUUCGGCCAAUGCCACCAGGCCAGAGCCAGAGCUGGAGACUCAUUGGCCAGGCUGGGUGGAGUUGGAAGCAGGAAGAAGGGCAAGAACAGAAUGGGGAAGUGAGAGGAAGGGGUGGGAGACUCUAGGAAGGUUCUGGGAAUGGGGGACAGUGUAUCCAGGGGAAAGUAACCCAGGAGGGUGUGAGUGGCUAGAGAGGUGGAAAAGGAAGGAACCCAGGGUGUCAAGGCCAUGGGCUGGGAGUGCCAGUGAAGCAGGGACAGGACAUCGGACAGUGACAGGGUGCCAGAGGCAGCGUGUGAGAGAGGGCAGCAAGAUAGGGGAGGGAGAGGAGAGAGGACUCAGGUGGGGAUGGGAUGGGCCAGCUGCCAGCAUCCCAUUGAAGAAUUGUGGAGGGCUGGAGGCAGGAGGCAGUGGUCACUCAACCCAGUGCUCUCCUGUUGCUUCAGUGAGUGCAGCUCUGGGCUCUGUGUUGGCCCAAGGAUGUCCCCAUGGCCCUCCAUGGCCUUUGCCCUUCUUCCCAUUCAUAUUUAUUUAUUUAUUGACUUUUAUGAAGUUUUCCUUCCACCCAAUCCUAAUUGCUCAUGUUGUCCUGACCAUCCCCCUCCACCCAAGCCAUCCAGCUGUCUGUGCAGCUGUCUGUCUGUCUGUCACAAGGGAAAUAAAAAUAGCAAGCAGCAGGA